Molecule: messenger RNA, 1278 nt
Organism: Trematosphaeria pertusa
Lineage: Eukaryota; Fungi; Ascomycota; Dothideomycetes; Pleosporales; Trematosphaeriaceae
Exons: 3
Coding region: 27-1223 (398 amino acids)
Source: RefSeq, a predicted model, not a curated record
CAGACAGCUUCGCAUCCUUCAACGCGAUGCAUUCAAUACGACGGAGCUGCCAAUCGGCGCUUCAAAGCUCAAACGCGGUUUGCCCUUUUGCCAAUGGCUCGCGGCGCGCCUUUUCCCGCAGCCCUGCGCUCCACCGAGGCGCACUGCCCAUCUUCCUCACACCCUCUUCUCCCGAGCUUUCGAAGCUCCUCAUGACCCUCCAUGCCAAAGUCUUCCUCCCGCAACACCUCACAAAAGACCAAGCAAAGCUCGUCUACAGGCAGAAAAACCGCGCGAAACUCGAAGCGGAGCCCAUAGAAAUCACGCUCGGCGAUGUCACACUGCCGCUCGAACACAUCGACCGCAACCGCGAUCUUCCCGACCGCGGGAAACAUCUACGGACAAUUGUGCGUCAGAGCAAGACUCAAGAGGACUGGGAGAACGUCCUACGCAUAAUGGAGGGGUUUGAGAACGCGGGAAUUCAUCUAAAGACACAGUGGCAGGAGAUGAUCGUAAGAAAGAUGAAUGAGGCGGGCAUGCAGCAUUUGAUCUUGAAGGCGCUGCAGCGGUCAACGCAUACAGGGUUGAGGCUGAGGAAGUGGCCGGUUGUAGUGGAGGUGCUACGGGCGGUGCAUGAUAAGGCGGCGACGGCGGACUUCGAGCUUGAGGCCACGAAGAAGGCGCUGAGGUUAGCGGAGCAGAUCGUCGAAUUGAUGGAAGAUAAGGAGCAUAUGGGGAAGGCAGACCCAGAGAUUGAUCUGCGGUCGAAGCCCCAGGUUGUUGCGCUGCCGCUGGAGAUGGCGGCUGAGCUUGCAUACCGACACGACGGGGAUGUGGAAAAGGUGAAAAAGUACGCGAACAGGUUGAUGAAUGCACUCAAGCAGCAUGAUUUCAUGAGUAGCGAUAUCCAGAAACUCAACGAUCUCGCCGCCGAACGCUCCUUCAAGAACGCGUCGGCUCAAGCCGAAGGGCUGACAAGCCUAGCGCGAGAGAUGUAUAGCAUCAUACCUCUUUGGAAUUCGCUUAGCACCGCACGAACGGUGCUUGACGAAGAGAUGCCCAUGGCGGAAGAAGCUGCGAACGUACAGCAGCAAAUCCGGGAGGCAUUACAGGCCGGCGAAGAGGCGCUUGGCGCGUUGAGGAUACGGGAUGGCAAUGAGAUUGCGAGGGAAGAGGGCGGCUACGCAGGAUAUGUCAAAAAUGCGAUUCGGAGGUGCGAGGAUUCGGAUGGAGACGAGAUCUAGAUGUAUAUCCAUACCAUCUUGUAUAUGUGAGUAUAGCUGUAAGAAUAUCUUGAUG